GGUUAGGUGGAUCCGGAUUGUUUUGAGAGAUGAGUUGAGUUGAAUGCUUUGCUAGCUAACUGUUAGCUCCCAAUCUCAAAGUUGUUCCUGGAACGAGGAGUCUGCAAAAUGCCGAGGCCAGAGGACUUCCACAGAAGGGAUUUAACGUCCAGCUGUUAAAUGUGUUGACUGGUGCCUUAUUAUAAAGGCAACUGUUUGGCGCAGGAUGCCAGAGAUGACUGAAACUCAGACACCUGGUCGUAAGCCCAAAAAGAAGAAAAACAAAGAGUCUCACAAUGCAGUCGAGAGACACAGAAAAGAGAAAAUCAACGCUGGGAUCAACCGCAUUGGUAAUCUUCUGCCAUGUUCACAGGCACUUAAACAGAGUAAGAACAUGAUAUUGGAUCAGGCUUUCCGCUACAUCACUGAGCUGAAGAAGCAAAACGAUACAAUGCUUCUGGAAGGAGGAGACAAAGUCCAAGCUGAGGAGAUCCGGCGUUUACGGCGUCAGCUAGAGGAGCUGAGGAGGGAGAGUGCUCACUACAUUGAGCUACUCAAAGCCCAUGACAUAAACCUUUUAGAGGACCCCACUAUCCACUGGAAAGGCAAACAGCGCUGUGCCAAAGUGGCAAAAGUUGCUACCACUCACCAGCUUCCGAAGGGUAUCAUCAUCUAUUCCAAUGGCAAUGUGGUGGGCCCGGCAAGCAAGGAGGCUAGCCCAGGGAAACAGCCCCCGGAAACAUUUAUUCUUCAGCCACCAUCUGAGGCCAGUUCCAGAUUAAGGGUUAAUGGAGCCGUGCUGCAAGUUAAUACCUCUUCCUCUACCCCUGCACUUCUCCCUGGGUCAGCUGCUGCAUCCACUCAGUCAACGCCAGGCUUGAAAAUGAUAGAGCAGUGUGUGGUUGAAACACCAGCUCCGGCCCCUGCUCUGCCACCUUCUGUGUCUUACAUCACCCUCCAGAUCCCAGCUGCUAAUACAGCCUUGCCCCAGCAAAAUCAGCCUACCGCCCCAACACAGACCCUCACUAUAGCGGCUACAUCAGCUUCACAGAUCCCCGCUGAAAGCCCUGCCCUGCCUGUAUCCAUCCACCCCACAUUUACCCCAACUGGAACAAGAGCAAUAGCCUCAGAUGUUUGCUCUUGGGUUUCACAGGACUCUGCCGUCAGGACUGUAAAUUACACUGCUAUCCCGAACAACCAAGCCCUUCUUAGAGCCGGGGCAGCAGGCAGCACACAGACGACGUGGACAACGCUGCAGAUGGCAGGGAACACAGUGCAGCCAGUGUGCCAGAGUCUCCCCACACCAGAGGUCAACAACACCGCACAGGCCGUCCAGCAGGUGACGGUGUGUUCAAUGGGCAGCAAACCGUCUGUUCAUCCCAUUCAGAUACAGAUGCAAUCACAUGUACCCGUACAGCAGGCACCCAUCACAGGUCCCAUUAAUGCACAGCCCGUUCAAAGACCACCCCAGCUACGGCCGGCCGUCUUGAAUCAAGCCCAGCCUCAGCCUGUCCUAGCCCCUGCUGUUCUUCCCCAGUCAGCCAUAGUACCACAGCCGGCCGUGAUUGCCCAUCCCACCGUCGUGUCACAGUCGCAACCGGCUGUUCUUCAGCCAGCAUCAUUGGUUCCUCAUCCCACAACUGCCCUUAUGCCACAGCCUCAGCAAACCUUGGUGCCCCAGCCACAGGCCACCAUGCUGCCCCUCCUACAGACCAUGCAGGUGCUACAGGUCAACCCAGCUGGAGCGACAGCGUCAGGAGUAACAGCACCGCAGAACACAAACAAUCCGAGUGUUGUCAUCCUGCAGCAGGCCAGUGCCUGUCCUACCCAGCCAGUUGUGAGGGAGGAAAUAACCAAUCAGACACCUUGUCAGCAUAUUGUAAUCAUCCAGGCACCGAAUCAGCCUGCGUCUGCUCCUCAGAAUCCUCAGGUUGGCAUGGUGCCUGCUGCUGUGCCCACUGCAGUACCCGCUGUAUCCACUCAAAUACCCACCACCAGCAGUUCAGUAUCUGCCACCUCCUUACAGAGUGUUGGGGGAAAACAGCUGGUACACAUUCUUCCUCGCCCUGUCCAACCUGUAAACCACGCUCUGCAGGUCACCCAGGCGUCUUCUUCUCCACCUGUUCCUACAACCCCGCAGACUAUCACUGUGAACGGUCAGGUGUUUGCCCUGCAGCCUGUGAAGACCUCUGACAAAGCCAAUUCCCAGGGUGGUCAGAGCACACUCCAACUAGUCCAGCCCACCACCACGGAAGAACCAACCACCAACGUAGCCCUCAACAGUUUAGGCGCCCUUAGCAGUCUCAACCAGAGCAUCUCUCAGGGCCUUCCUAUUACCAUUUCUAGCCAGAGCAAUUGUCCGCCUCCACCUACUCAAUUGUCAGUAUUGCAGCAGAAACAGCACCAUCAGUCUCCUGCUCCAGCCUCCAUCCCGGCAGGCACUCUUGCGCUACCUGCCCGCCAGCUACAGGUCCCUUGCGUGAACCCUGUCACUUCAGGUCUGGUGGUUAAUGCCCCUAAGCCUUCAGGUAAGAGGCUUCGUACAACCCUGACUACAAAGAGAGCAAUAGCUAAAAGGACUAAACCUCCCAAGAAAAAGGAGCUUGGUCGGGCACAACCUGCUGUUGCUCCUUCCACUAAUCCUGUGGCAGGAGAUAUCCAGACAGUUCAAGUGACAGAAUCCGAAGCUUUACUGUCCUCACCUGGCAAAGUCACAGACAUUCAACCCACUUGUACCACGGUUGUUGCUACAGUCAGCAGGGAAGCUGUAGGCAGUGUCACCUCAGCCCAGAACACACAGAAAAUGAUAGUGUGUAGUUCAUCUAGUGAGCCAACCAUAUUUUGUCAGUCCCUUCAACAGGAUAAAAGCUCUGUCAGUUCAUCUCAGAGUGAUUCGAUAUCAAGUCAUAGUAACACUAGUAGCAUCACAACUGCAGUUACAGCUGUUACUACAACACUGGUCAAGCCGUCAGUUAGGACAGACUUGGCCAUUGAGACUAAACCAGCUGCGGUUUCUGGCCACAGUUCAACUGUAAAUAAACUCUCAGUUUCAGAGGUUAAACAGCCAACUUCCAGUACUUCAACUAGCACACCACAAAGUAAGUCAGCUGCUACCAUGGCUGUUUCUAGACAGAACAGACCUUCGGUCAGUUCUACAGAUGCCCCUGAAACUAUGUACACUUCUUCGACAGUUUCUACUGCGUGUUUGACUUCGGUCUGCACCAGCAGUAUCACAUCAACCACGCCAGUUCCUUUAAAUAGGACUAUCCAGUCAACGUCACCAUGUGUAUCCAGGGGAUCUAAUACCCAGGAACCUCUGCCUUGCAAUAAACCGGAGUCUGAGCUCACCUCUUCAUCCUCCGUGUCCACAAGUGUGGCACUGUUAUCACCCACACCAGUCUUUUCCACUGUCCACAGUUCUGUUACAGCAUCUACGACAAGCUCAGAGUUUAGGAAAAGAAGCACUACUCCCAGAGCACCACCACAACAGACUAAUGUGAAUAUGCCCAACCCCUCUUCAUGCCAUCCCGCUGAAGUCAAACCACCCCAGGCUCCUAGAACAGACCGAGAGGCUCAGGAGGAGAUGCAUUCAACGGCACCGGAGAAAGAGGACUUGGUGGCAGUGACUUCAGGUGCUCCCUCCAGGAAGGACUACACAGUGUCUCAACAGCUCUACACAAACUUAGAUGAUCAAACAAUAGAGCACUCUAUGACGUCCACUAGACAGACCGAUUCUCCCAUGUCCACAGGAGCCGGUGGUGGCAGAGGGUUCUCCGUAGCAUCCAUGCUUCCCCAGGGCCACAGUAUUGCCGCGUCAUCUAGCUCCUUUGGAUCAUUUACAUUCACGUCCGAGCAGGCAGAAAUGCUGGCUUUGGCCAUACUAGAACAGGACAGCCCCAGCAGGAGGAGUGGAGGCUGUUCUGGGGAUAACACUACUUCUACUAACCCCGCCACAGCCACAUGGGACCCCCCCAAAGCCCCUCAAGUGUCGACGAGUAAAGAAAGAAGCUUAGCUGGGCAGCAGAAUAAAGUGGUUAAGCCCAUGGACUCAGGAACAGUUAAAGCUGCCGUUGAGGUGUCUGUCAGUGGGCCCAAUGGGAGCAGACAUCCACAAAACAUUACUUACUCCCAGUCUCAGCCCCAGUCUCAGAGCUCGUCCCAGAGUGGGACGGUGGCAAGCCUCAGUGUCAACAACCUGAUUAGGCCGAGCUCCAGCCACCAGACCUACCCUGGCUCCCCUAGUCUGACCGGCCAACAGGGCUCAGUUCCCUCUCCAGUGGGGACCUCAACUCACACAUCGCAACCGUCAAACAAUAUUAUCUCAAUACCUGCCCAGCAAAACGAGUACACUCCUUUAAAGACCGCUUUAAUGAGGACUCAGGCUGGAGUUGGUGUGAGUGAGCGACAAGUGAAGAUCAUCUCCAAGCGCCAAGCGCAGGAAGAAGUCAUGUUAAACACUGGGAAAAGACCUAAGCCUUGUCCCCCUUCGGCUAACACUGUUAGCCACAUGGAAGUGAAAGCAUCGGAUCACAGCCAGAUGAUGGUGGGACAGCUGCCAUCCACCUCCUCAGCCAUCAUGACGAGGAUUAAUUCAGACAGCGGAGGUCCUCUCUUCUCCACAAACUCUUUCAUGAGCCCGGUAGUUCGGUCCUCAGAUGGCCACUGCCAAGGACCAGCUGAGCAGAGCCAGUCAGGAGUUCUUCAUCUGCCCCAGGGUCACCCACAGCACCCCCAGUCUGGUCAGCACCUGGGAGGGAACCUUUACAUGAAACAGCAGCAGCAGGAGCAACAGAGACACCAUCUGUAUCACUUGCAGCAUCACUUGACACAGCCGGACCCUGCGCAGCGCCACUCACUACACCAGAGGGCGCUGCAGCAGCAGCAGCAGCAGCAGCAGCAGCAGCAACAACAACAACAACAACAAGAGCAGCAGCAUGUCCAGAAAAAGCGUGGACUUGUCCGAGUCAGUCAGACUGGAUCACCUGCUGGCUUGCAGCAGAAGCAGCAUCACUUGGAAAAGUCUGGAGUUCAGCAGCAGCAGCAGCACUCACAUCAACAACAACAACAACAACAGACACAACAUCAACAACACACACAGCAGCAGUCCCAGCAGCAUCCACAACAGUCGCACCAACAAUCACAACAGCAUCAACAGCCAACACAACAUCAACAGUCUCAUCCCCAGCAGCACCAACAGCAGACACAUCAGCAGCCUCCCCAGGCACAGCAUCAACAACACCAACAGCAGCAGCAGCAGCAGCAGCAACUGCAGCAGCAACAGCAGAGCUCCCACUCCAGACACCAGCAGCAUCUGCAGCAGCAGAUUCAGCAGCAGCACUUUAGACACCAGGAGAAGAGCUGCGAGGCCCAGGCAGCAGGAUCCAGGGCCCAUCACAGCAGCCACCUAGGCCAGCAGGACCACCUCAAGGCUGGUCAGGACCACAGUGCUAUGCAGAGGAUGAUGAGCUCUCGGACUAUGGAGCAGCAGCUCAUUUCCCCUCCCAGCAAUCCGGUGUCCCGGUCGUCCGACCUGGCCUGCGCUCCGUCUCGCCAGGAGCGCCACCGCGUCUCCAACUACUCCGCCGAGGCGCUCAUCGGCAAAAGCUCCACGAGCGGCGAGCAGCAGCAGCGCAUGGGCCUCCACCUUCAGCCCGGUCGCGGUGCCGCUCAGGAGCAGCCGGACCUUCGCGGUUACCUGGACACGUCACGGGGGAAGGCCAACAUCGCGCACAACCCACAGAGCCGCCUGCCUUCAGACCAUCCGGGAGCCACCGACGUUCAGCGCGUCUCAGAAUGCCCCCCCUUCAAGGCCAUGGGUGGUGGUGGUGGUGGAGGAGGGGGCGCGCACCAUCUCAGCGGUUUCGAGGCUCAAGUCUCUCGUGGGAGCGACAUGGCUCCGAAGUCGGUUCCCCCCUCCCAGAGGGGCCCUCAGGGUCAGCCGCCGCAGCAGCAGCAGCAGCAGGGAGGGUUCAGGAUGGGCGUCGGCCCCCCGGCAGACGGCAGGAAUCGCGUUGGUUACAGCGGAGUUCAUCCUGGCUCUCAGGGAGUGCAGGUUGGACCAACGCUGCCACGAGAACAGAGCUUCACGCAGAGCCUCCUCUCCCCCCACCUCCCUGAGCAGAGCAACCAUCAGCGAGCGGUGCAGUGCUGCCCCCCUGUCAGCAUGGAGUACAGCUGUGUUCCCGGAAGCUCUGCGGGAGACAUCCAGGCCAAGGCCUCCAGCCCCAGCGUGCCUCAAACCCACAAGGCCCCAGCUAUGCGCCUCGGAGAGGGCAACAAGGGCCACAUUUCUCAGGUCAGUAGUAAUAUGCACGCGGGCCCAGGUGUGCGAGCAGGUCUCCCCCACCCUCCAACCCCACACAGCAGCUCUGAGCCGGGUCGGUCCUCCGCCCCCUCCAGACCGCCCACUGCUGUCAGCCAGCACUCCCGCCACAUUGCCCGUGACACUCAGCCCGCCAAACUGAGGCCCGGCGACCGACCUCGAUCGGGCGCGCUGCGACCGGGCAACCCCUUCGAGCCCGAGGGCCACCUGCCGCUGCCCCCUGGAGGAGGGGUGCUGCUAGGUCGACCGCAAUCUGGAGGAGAGGCACGGCGCAGCACCAUCGUGCGCUUCAUGGCGGAUAGCGCUCAGGUUCCCAGCGACAACAACCUGGUUCCUGACCAACACCUCACGCAGAACUUCGGUUUCCCCUUCAUUCCAGAUGGAGGGAUGAAUCCUCCUCCUCCCAUCAAUGCAAACUCUACGUUCAUCCCUCCGGUCAGCCAGCCCAGCGCCUCACGUACUCCGUCCCUCCUCCCCGUAGAGUCACAAAGCACUUUGCCCUCCUUCUAUCCCUCCUAUUCUCCUGCAGCUCACCCCAGCCUUCCCAGUGAUGUCACCCUCCAGUACUUCCCCAACCCAAUGUUUACAAGCCCGAGUGCCGACAAGGGCAGCGCUCCCCCUCUCAACAACCGCUUUGGCUCCAUCCUCUCCCCACCUCGCCCUGUGGGUUUUGGCCAGGCCAGUUUCCCCCUGCUUCCCGAUAUGCCCCCAGUGCCCAUUGCCAACUCCUCUGGAAUCACCCCUCACAUAUCCAACUUCAGCCUCACCUCCCUGUUCCCCGAGAUCGCCACGGGCAUGCCCACGGACGGCUCGGCCAUGCCGAUGUCUCCCCUGCUGUCCCUCUCCAACACGUCGUCCGCCGACUCUGGCAAGCAGCCGAUUCGUCCCGCCCACAACAUCAGCCACAUUCUGGGCCACGACGGCAGCUCGGCCGUCUGAGGGAACUUCCUCCUGCAGCCUGCAGACUGCUACAGCGAACCGGCGGUCUGGAGCAAAGAAUCCAAUUUUCCAUUUGAACUGUGCUGUUGCUUUUUUAUGUGGAACAAGCUCAGAAAGUGGUGGCGAAGCGCCUGCUGAAUGGAUGUUUACACGUUCCCACAAUUUCAAUCUCAUAUACGUUCUCUUUGGCAUAUGUACGAUGUCAGAUAUAAUUUGUAAUAUUUCGAAUUUUACGGGAACACGGAAACGUGACCCCUCUGGAGCUCUUCGUUGAAAUGUUGGUUGAGCCGACGGUUUGGUAGUGAAACUAAAUCAAAUUUAGGUUUAGAACUUGAAUUCAGUGUAUUCUGGGUCAUUAAGAAACCUUCUGCACAGUUACCUACUAAUGUAAUUUACUAACUUAUCAGGUUGUACUGUACAGAAUUGUUUUGUUUUCCAAGAGCUAUUUUGUAAAUACCAAUGUUUCAUAUCAGAAUUGUUAGAUUAUGUAUGUAUUUGUAAAUAGAAAAUUGAUAAUUAAAGUUUAUAAGAAGACAUUUGUAUUUGAUGCCAACUGGA
Mugil cephalus (flathead mullet) is the source of this 7798-nucleotide messenger RNA. Its product is annotated as basic helix-loop-helix domain-containing protein USF3. The transcript has 7 exons. The record is from RefSeq and is a predicted model, not a curated record. Lineage: Eukaryota; Metazoa; Chordata; Actinopteri; Mugiliformes; Mugilidae. The coding region runs from base 206 to 7240 and encodes 2344 amino acids. Gene Ontology annotation, molecular function: protein dimerization activity.